CCCCCAAAUUCCUGGUUCGCCAACAUUAUUGCUUGGGGGGCGGGAGAGAAAUGGAUUAUUCUUAUUUUUUUUUUCUCUUUUAUCUAUUUGCUCGCACCUCUCUCCCAGCCACCCGGAAUGAAUUUGAUCACACGGUCCGCCAUGGUGAAAGUCGGUCUUGCUCGCUAGAGAGCUUUGCGUGUAGAUCGAUGGGGCCACAAUUGAUGAAAAAGGAUCAGGUAGGUCGUUUUUCUCUUGUCCUUAAGGUGAGAUUGCUGCUUAGUGUGCUGGUGCUACCGGGUGCACGGGAAUUGUGAUGAAUCCCAAGGCAAUGAAGAGAAAUAAUUGGAGAACAUCGUCAAUGGUCAAGUGAGCCAUCUGCACUCGGUCUGCAUUGAGGACACCUUCUCGGUACCCUUGCAGUUCACGGAGAAGGGGAUGGGGGGAGGGAACGCAACGUUGCAAGUACAGUAACUCAUGGAUGAACGAGGCAAUGCCCAGUCUGAUUGAUCUAGACUGGGAAGCUAAGCUAUUACUGUUCUGGAUCGCUGGUCCUGCAGCCCGUGCAAAAGGUACGGCAGACUGAUGAGUCCAGUGUCC
Molecule: messenger RNA, 579 nt
Organism: Aspergillus welwitschiae
Lineage: Eukaryota; Fungi; Ascomycota; Eurotiomycetes; Eurotiales; Aspergillaceae
Exons: 1
Coding region: 51-296 (81 amino acids)
Source: RefSeq, a predicted model, not a curated record